UCUUCAUCUCCCUUUAAACUCGUUAUUCCGCCAGAUAUUUCAGCCUCAAUAGGUCGAACUCAAUCUCAAUCUCAACGAAAUUUAACGGCUUCGGAUAUUAUUAAAAAAUAUCCUAAUAUUAAUGUACCAAAAAGUUAUCGUUCACAUCACGAAAAAGGAGCACCAAGAAGUGAUCGACCAAGUAAUGAAGAAACGGAUAAUUUAGAAGACCAUGUUCGUAGUAUCGAGGAGGAGAACUCCAUGUUACGGGAUUUUAAUGAAAUUUUUAGUAACGAAUCGAAUGAAUUAUGUGAAGAAAAUAAAGCUCUUCGAGAAGAACUUCAACAAUCCAAACAACUUCAUAUACCUCGAAAGAUUAUUAAUCCUUCGCAGCAAUAUUCACCAAAACGUCCCAAUAAAAGAUUAAAAUCGAGAGAGGAAUCUCCUGAUGAAGUUGCCGCUACAGAUGCAAGAGCUGAAAUGAAGAACCUCUUGAAAGGUCAAAUACCCGAAGAAUAUCGGUUGGAUUAUGGUAAGACUUUCAGUGAACAGACAGCAAAGAUAUACGAAAAAUUUAUACCUGAAUUAAAGAAGUUGAUGAGUGGACAUUAUAAUCCGUCGAAAAAAAAUAGACGAGUAAAGGCCGCAAUAAAAUUAUACGAAAGAAAUAAUGCCAACAUACAGGAAUUCAAUAAAGAUGAAUUAUUACCAAUGCUCCUACAGAAUGAUUGUUAUUCGAUUGAACAAUCGGAUUCCGAAGACGAAUCAAGAUAG
Molecule: messenger RNA, 753 nt
Organism: Rhizophagus irregularis DAOM 181602=DAOM 197198
Lineage: Eukaryota; Fungi; Glomeromycota; Glomeromycetes; Glomerales; Glomeraceae
Source: RefSeq, a predicted model, not a curated record